Molecule: messenger RNA, 1003 nt
Organism: Amoebophrya sp. A120
Lineage: Eukaryota; Dinophyceae; Syndiniales; Amoebophryaceae
Source: the annotation of a GenBank genome assembly
AUGUUAGUUGCAUAUGCCUUUUCACUUUUGUCAGCAACGACGCAGCAACUCCGAAAAAUCUGGGCAGAUAAAGGGCUCCCGCGGGAGCUGAAGGCGGAACUAUACACCUCGUUGUGCAGCUCGGUAGCGCUGUACAAUAGUGAGUGUUGGGUCCCGCACGAGCACGACCUCAAGGUCUUGCGUAACUUCCAGAUGCAGACACUGAAAACAGUGACGGGGGAGCGAAGGGAGUGGCAGCGGCAGCAGGAAAGGCAGGAGGAGCAGAACGCAGAGGGGGGGCCGGUAGACGAGGAAGCAGAAUACACCAGCCGCAUCGAGUUAUGCAAAAGAGCAGGCAUACUCGAUAUAGAGACGAUGCUACAGGAGAAGCGGGUAGCAUGGGUUGCCCAUGCAUUCCGCGACACAACAGAAGCCUCAGGGUGGUGGAUAGCAAACGAAAUAAAGGCGAAAACACCAUGGGGCAGGCUGGUGGAGCAAGACCUGCAGCACUUUGGCUUCGAUGCCGCACAGAUGGCGCAGCAGCCGCCAGACGCAGCGGCAGUGAAGGAAGCAAUGCGGCAAAAAAGAAAAGUGGACACGAGCAGAAGAAACAGGCCCAAGCAAACAAGGACAGCAACCGAGAAGACCGAGAAAAUGCGCGAGGAGCAGCGCAAGAGAAUACAGCAACAGCAAGAAGCGGAAAGGGGGCGAGCGGAACUAAUUCAAACGAUCAGCGGCAAGAGCUGGGUGCGUUUACCCGGCCAAAGACGGGAGGUUUGGCGUCUAGAAGAAAGCGACCAGGUGGUGUUUGAAGCAGACAACACGGAUUUUUGCGAAAACACAGGAAGAGAAAUAGUGUAUGUCUGCGGGGUCUCCUUCUACAAAGGCCAAGAUAACACUUGGCACGCAGAGUGAGUGACUCUCCUGUCACUCCGCACACAGCAGUACUGGGUGCCCGUCCACUCAUUAGAAUGAGAAAAGAUAAUGUUUAUCCCGGACACGCACAAAUAUGAUGAUGAUGAUU